This is a messenger RNA of Canariomyces notabilis, 2116 nucleotides long. RefSeq lists its product as uncharacterized. The record is from RefSeq and is a predicted model, not a curated record. The coding region runs from base 362 to 2116 and encodes 584 amino acids. Gene Ontology annotation, biological process: GPI anchor biosynthetic process. The transcript is spliced from 2 exons. NCBI's taxonomy places the organism in Eukaryota, Fungi, Ascomycota, Sordariomycetes, Sordariales, Chaetomiaceae. Gene Ontology annotation, cellular component: glycosylphosphatidylinositol-N-acetylglucosaminyltransferase (GPI-GnT) complex; membrane.
UGAUAGUAAGGUGAUUUGGGCUUAUUAACGUUACCAUUCCUGGUCGCAGAUCGGGCUGGAUUGGUCUGUGAGACCCCUGAACCGUACCCCUGGCGGCAUGAUGAUGCAGAAACCAAUGCUCCGCUUUGGUUGGAUGCUUUGGGAGACAAGCAUUUCCAACUUCCACCGUCAGACCCACAGAGCGAGGCCAAGGAGUCAAGGACACCAUCUCAAGUUUCUCGAGGCUGGUAUUGUACAAGAUACGUACGUAAUGUCCAAGACCUGUUCUCUUUUGUAAAUUGACCGAUUCGGCCCCACGAUCUGUGCAUCACCCAGCGCAGCAUCUCAUGGUGCAUGCAUGGAGCAGCGUCCGCUCUGAUCCAUGGCCCCUCCCUCGGGUCUCCAUCAAUCCUCCAUCGCUUCCGAUUUCGAGGCGCCGUUUCCGCCCUUGGUCCGCUCGUCCACCGUUCCCGCCAGCCUCAAGUCGCACCGCGUCGACCCCUCCCAUUUGGCGCCCGAAGACGCCUACGCUUCCUUUUCACCCCCGCGCCGGACCUCAACCUUUGACAGCGCGGGAAAUGGGUCCGGGACAGACUCACGCCCGCGCCGCAUCAGGCGCAAAGAUGCAAGUCGGAGUCGGAGCCGAAGGCGCAAGCGCUUCCAGAAGUUGCUCUGGGUGAAACAGUCAUACCCCGACAACUACACGGACCAAGCAACGUUCCUCGAGAACCUCCAGCGGAACCCGCGGGUCCAGCCCUACGACUUUUGGCCCUUGGUUGCCGACUCAACUGUCAUUGUGCAGCACGUCUGUUCAGUCAUAAUCUUCGUUGUGUGUUUCGUCGGCAUCUUUCAGGAGCGCGUCAGCCCCGUGUCGGUGGUCGGAUGGGGCAGCUUCGCAACCUUCCUUGGCUGGCUAUUAUGGGACUAUUGGGUGACGCAAGAGACCCAAGGCGGUACCGCCGACGCUGCUGCCAGGGGGAGGAUGAUGCGUGGUGAACGCACCUACGAGGAAUAUCGCCGUCCGCAUCGGCAUAAUUCGAGUCUUGGCCAGCCAAUACUCAAUACCAGCACUGCCAGCAUCUCGAGCACGUCCAACUUCCCCUCAGCCGCUAGCUCGACGUCGAACCUCCUCCAGGACUAUCACCACAACCUACGUCGACAGUCUUCCCAACCGCCUUCUAACGCCAACAAUAACUCGAGCAACCGCAACAGCCUCCUCAUUCCGGGUCACCCCUACUCCCGCUCCGCCAGCUCCAUUAACUCCGCGACCUCCCAACCGGGCGCCAGCGCCCACAGCCAGACCAGCAGCGCAGCGACCGCCAGCCGUCCCAACGCAGAUGGCUACCAACCCGAAAAACCACCCUCUCGCCGCACGCCUACCUCCUCUCCGGCCCGCGGCUCCAGCUCCGAUGGGCGCAGCACCCCCGCUGGCGGACGGGCCUACGUACGCGUGAGCACCAUCAAGUCAGCCAUCCUCAUCUACUUCACGCUGCUCGGUCUAUCACCCAUCCUCAAGUCGCUCACGCGGUCGACGUCGUCCGACAGCAUCUGGGCCAUGUCCUUUUGGCUGCUGGCUAUCAACAUAUUCUUCUUCGACUACUCGGGCGGGCCGCAGCGGCCCUCUCCCGCCGCAGCGGCCGCCGCGGCGGGAUCAUCACCGCAACAACACAACAGGACAUUGAAGCGCAUGCCCGUCGCCUCGCUGUCCACCAACGCCGCGCUCAUGGCCUCGACGGUGCUCGCCAGCCGCCUGCCCUCGACGGGCCAGGUCUUCAGCCUCACGCUGUUCAGCAUCGAGGUGUUUGGCCUGUUCCCCGUCUUUCGGCAGUACGCUCGCCACCGCAGCUGGCGGUAUCACGUGAUUCUGACGGUGCUGCUCGUGCUGGGCGCUGGCGGCGGGGUAGGCAUGGUGCUCGGGGACGCCGAGGGCGCCGGGAAGGAAGGAGGCUGCUGGAGCUGCUGGCCAUGGAAGAGAGGGCUGCUGGGCAUGGUGGUGGGCUGCCUGAUCUCGGCCGUGGCCAUGGGCGGGUGUAGCUGGUGGCUGAUAGGCCUGCAAAAGUACAAGAACGAGAUCUACGGCCCGUGGGACCCGGCCAGGCCCAUCAUUAUCAGUCGGAGGCACUGGGAUGAUGAGUAG